GGCAACCCGAAGAUGCCAGUAAAUGUUCGUAGCUUGCCGGAGACGAGCCUAGGCCCGCUGCCAAUGUCGGAUGACUUUGCUGUGGCAUUGGGGGUCAAAGAAAGCACAUUCGAGCACAGACGAGAUCAACUACGGGAUGCAACGGAUGAGAUGCGAUAUAGCGAUCUCGUGGAUAUAUUGCUACCCCGGCUUAGGCUAGAGCACGAGCAACAACAGGAGGUUAUAUUCACGCGAUUCACAGCGUUGUACCUAGUCGAUCUCCUGCGCAAGUGGGAAGAGACAUCGGAUCCGGGUUCCUGCUACUUCAUCAUGCUACUCCAGCUGCAGCACAAUCCAUACUACCACUCUUUCCUUUCCCUCUCCCGUCCUCCACGCGGAUACACAUCACGGUGGAUCAUUCGAGCACAUGCGGAUAAGAUGAUAUCACCGCAAGGCGAGUGGAACGAUCCAAAAUACUUUGACGACCAGAUAUACAACACUUGCCAAUUUCUCGCAACGAUGCUGCUAUGGGAGGACUCGGAGGACGCUCUCUCGACGGAGACGGUGGAUGUUCUGAAGCGACGUAUCUUACAUUGGCAAAGUUUUCGCCCCGGAGUUGAGCAGGAAGAACACCCUGUCCCUCGAGCGCUCGGCCUGUUGAAUCGUGAUGCGCAAUGGGUUGCUAGGGCGAGACGUGUGAAGCAAGACAUGACUAAGACUCGAUUGGGAUGCAAUAAGCGAGGAUGCGCCGUUCCUUUCAUACCAGAACAAGAUACGCUGAAGCAAUGCUCGAAGUGCAAAGUGGCGCGAUACUGCACGGCAGAACAUCAGCGCGCAGACUGGAAGGAGCACAAGAAUUUUUGUCACGCAGCCAUAUGGAUUGCAUGAGCGUAUGCGACUCACUAUCCGGGGUCUUGAUCAUUCAAAUGCAUAUAGCGAGUCGGCCGUUGUCCGACAUUGUUACUCCCGCCUCUCAGGAUAGGUCAUAUCGGUGUCGUACACGAUUGAAUCGCCGGUCGUUGAACGCAAAUAUGAUGAUCAACAGUUGUUCC
Punctularia strigosozonata HHB-11173 SS5 is the source of this 1031-nucleotide messenger RNA. RefSeq lists its product as uncharacterized. The transcript is spliced from 5 exons. Lineage: Eukaryota; Fungi; Basidiomycota; Agaricomycetes; Corticiales; Punctulariaceae. The record is from RefSeq and is a predicted model, not a curated record. Bases 13 to 867 code for a protein of 284 amino acids.